This is a messenger RNA of Prorocentrum cordatum, 648 nucleotides long. Lineage: Eukaryota; Dinophyceae; Prorocentrales; Prorocentraceae. The record is from the annotation of a GenBank genome assembly.
GCGGCGACCGGCCUCCCGGGCCAGGUGGCCACCGGCGGCACGCUGGCGGCUGGUGGGCCUCUGCGCCGAGGCCUCGUUGAGCCCGUGGGCUUGGCGCGGGCGCGCCGGCGAACGAGGUGGUCCACGACCGCUCGUCUGUCUUGCAGGCGCGAACAGGCGGGCAAGAGGGCGUCGCCGAAAGUCUUCCCCCCUCCUGGCCGCACGCCCCACGUGCCGGGUGCGGACCGAAGUGGCCUUGUCGGCAGCCUUCCGACUCCUCCGAUUCGGUUGGAUCCGAUUUCGAAGGGUUCCGAUUCCGAUUCGCCUUCGAAUUCCGAUGUGGACUCCGAUGUUUCCAACGGCGGCCUUACUGGCCUGCCGACUCCCGCCGAUUCGACUUCUCCUGACUUGGCUGCCGAUUUCCGCCGAGAGGGGGCCCCCGUGCGCGACGUCUGGAGGCCGCGUGGACCUCCCUGGAGGACCUGGAGCCGCCUCGUGCCAGCCAGGGGCACGUCGGCCACGCCCGAAGGCGGCUGGCAUUGGCCCUCCCGCAGCUGCUCUCGAGCUCCCGACACCCCGGACGGAGUCUUCGGUGGCCGGCGCCAGCCAGCCGCCGCCGCGAAGCGCAGUCGGCGCGGUGCCGCCCUCUGUCCUGGCGCAUAUUUGUAA